Molecule: messenger RNA, 3552 nt
Organism: Penicillium cinerascens
Lineage: Eukaryota; Fungi; Ascomycota; Eurotiomycetes; Eurotiales; Aspergillaceae
Product: putative kinesin family protein (BimC)
Exons: 3
Coding region: 1-3552 (1183 amino acids)
Biological process (GO): mitotic spindle assembly; microtubule-based movement
Cellular component (GO): nucleus; spindle microtubule
Molecular function (GO): microtubule binding; ATP binding; plus-end-directed microtubule motor activity
Source: RefSeq, a predicted model, not a curated record
AUGGCUGGCCCACCCCGGCCUGCCUCUGCUAUUCCAGCAGCUGCAAGAAGGACCAAUUUGCGUCAACCCACUCGACGAACCGGCUCCACCGUGCCGGAGAGAGUGGCAUCGCCCGCAGUAACAGGGAGACCGACUUCCACUGCUAUGACACGUGCGACCAAACCGAGCCCUGACCAAUCUGCCACCGGAAAACGAAAGGAGAGAGACUAUGAACGUGAAAUCAACGAAGACACCAGCAUCCAUGUGGUGGUGCGCUGCCGCGGUCGCAAUCAGCGCGAGAUCAAGGAGAACAGUGGUGUGGUGUUGUCCACUGAAGGUGUCAGCGGAAAGAAUGUGGAUUUGUCUAUGGGACCGAAUGCGAUCUCUAACAAGACCUACGCUUUCGACAAGGUGUUCUCGCCAGGCGCCGAUCAAGUAAUUGUUUACGAUGAGGUGGUUGUACCAAUUGUCAACGAGAUGCUUGCAGGCUUCAACUGUACUAUCUUCGCUUACGGUCAAACUGGAACAGGAAAGACAUAUACCAUGUCUGGAGACAUGACCGACACCCUUGGGAUUUUGUCCGAUGACGCUGGUAUCAUACCGCGCACACUCUACUCUUUAUUCCACAAACUCGAAGAGACCGAAAGCACAGUCAAAUGCUCCUUCAUCGAACUCUACAAUGAGGAGCUGCGCGAUCUGCUGUCCGCCGACGACAACACAAAACUCAAAAUCUUCGAGAACGAAAAGAAAGGUCACGCGGGUACCAUGGUGCAAGGGAUGGAGGAAACUUACAUUGAUUCCGCUUCCUCCGGUAUUAAACUGCUCCAAUUGGGCAGUCACAGACGCCAAGUCGCCGCGACCAAAUGCAACGAUCUCAGUUCCCGCAGUCACACCAUUUUCACCAUCACCGUUUUUACCAAACGCCUUACUGACUCGGGUGAGGAGUAUGUCAGCUCUGGAAAGUUGAAUUUGGUGGAUUUGGCUGGUAGCGAGAAUAUUGGUCGAAGCGGCGCGGAGAACAAGCGGGCCGCCGAAGCGGGCUUGAUCAACAAGAGUUUGUUGACAUUGGGACGUGUGAUCAACGCGCUGGUGGACAAGAGUGCCCACAUCCCGUAUCGAGAGUCGAAGCUCACUCGUCUGUUGCAAGACUCUCUAGGUGGUCGAACAAAAACCUGUAUUAUUGCCACGGUUUCCCCAUCAAAAAGCAACCUGGAGGAAACAAUUUCGACCCUCGAUUACGCAUUCCGAGCCAAGAACAUUCGCAACAAGCCUCAAAUCAACUCUCUUGUGUCGAAAAACAAGCUGCUCCGAGAGAUCGGCAUGGAAAUUGAGAAGCUGAAGAGCGAUCUUAUUGCAACCCGCCACCGCAACGGUGUGUACAUGACCCCGGUUGCGUAUGAGGAGAUGACCAUGGAAAGCGAGUCCCGGCGAAUCGUCAACGAGGAACAGCGAGCCAGAAUUGAAUCCAUGGAAGCGAGUCUUCGUCACAAAGUGCAGGAGUUGUUCACCCUCACCAGCAACUUCAAUACCCUGAAGCAGGACAAUGAAUAUACCCAGCACAAGCUGACCGACACCCGGGGCGUGCUGGAGCAAACAGAAAAGAACCUCAAGCACACCUCCGAGCAGCUGGAUGAGGAGACACUUGUGCGGAAAGCUCAUCAGAGCACUGAGAGCAGACUUCGUCAAAUCGGAGCAGAGAUUCUGACCACCCUGGAUGGCACCGUCGCGGACGUUAAUGGUCUGCACGCGAAGAUUGACCGCAAGGACAACCUGGAGUCGGAUAAUCACCAGACCUGGCAGUCGUCCACGGAUGAAGUUAGCCAAGUCACCCAGCAAAUCGAUGCCCGCAUGGAAAACUUCCAGAUGCAGCAUGCUAAUCUUUUGGCGAGCAUGUCGGGCCGUAUCCAUCGUUUUGUUGACUCCGAGCUUAGCGCAGUCAACUCUGCUCGGUCUCAGCUACAAGAAUUUGGCUCCACCUUUGACAAGGUUGAAUCCGAUGCCAAGAGCCAAACUUCCGGUGCUCACGAUGAGAUGAAUGAAGUUCUUGAGGAGAUCAAGAUACUUCGUGAGGAUGUGAAGACCAAGGUUGGCGAGGGUCUGAAUGGACUGUCUGCUGCUGCAGCUCGCAUUUCCAAGGAGGUUAUUGGCGAGUUCUCCGAAUUUCACUCCCAGCUGCAUACAUCCUACAGCACCCUUGGCAAGGAUUUCAAGGGCAUGUUUGAGAACAUGGUCUCGCAUCUGGAGCAGCAGAAAUCCGAGAUCAACAAGUUGCGCCUUGAGCUUCAAGAAGCCAACCGCCAGUCGGUGGAGGCUAACCGCAAGGCUUCCCAAAAUCUUGCUCAAGUUCUCGAAGAGGAGCAUGCGAGUGCUCAAUCAGAGCGCGACAACCUCAUGUCGCAGAUUCGCAUGCUGCUGGAUGAGUCGAGCUCACGGCAGUCCAGUCGCCUCAAGGGCAAGGUUGAUACCCUUCGUAACGACAUGACCGCUUCGGGUGACUCUCUUGAACAUGCUACAGCGCAGUAUGACCGACACAUUGAUGAAUGGAUCUUCAAGGAGGAGCAAUUUGCCAAGGACGUCACUGCAUCUAGAGACGAGAUCAAGGCCAAGAUGCAGACGGACUGGGAGACCUUUGACCAACGCAAUGCUUCCAUCCAGCGAGUUACGGAGUCGGUUCACCAGGAGACUGUGCGGAUUGUGGAUGCUCAGAUGAGCGACAUGAGCAAGCAAAUGGAGGCCCUUGACGAUUUCGUUGCGAAGGCCCGGUCGCACAAUGGCCGUUUCCAUGAAUCACACAUUGGCAGCCUGGACGCCAUUUCCAAGAAUGUCCGGGAGUCUCGCACCGCCGUGCAAGGGCAGCUGGACGGCUUCGGUGAACGCAUCGGCCGUCUCCAGGAGGAUACCAACAUGCACACCGAGAAGCUCGAGCAGUCCACUGCACCUCUUCAGGAUGGUGUCCGCCAACCUCUUAUCGAACUUCGCGCCAACAUCCAAAGCCAUCCGAUGAAGGAGUACGUGCCGACUGGUAUCACUCCUCAAAAGCGGCGCUAUGAAUACCCCUCGACUCUCCCUCGCACCGAACCCCAUGAGGGUCUUCGGUCACGGCAUCGAGUUUCCAAGCAAUUCACUGCUCUUCCCUUCAACGAGGAGCCCUUGCCUCCCCCUCUCCCAGAAUCCCCAGCCUCCUCGCCAUCUAAAUCCUAUGUGUAUAGCGAUGCCGCGGAAGAGGUAACUCACCCCUCUUCUUCAUCCGCGCCCACUUCCAACACUGGCCUUAGGGAAGUCGAUGUAAACGUCGCCAGACAAGUCGGAUGUGAUGACGACGACACUGCGUCUUCCAAACCCGAUUCUUCCGCCGCCCCAGUCAUCACAGACCUGGACGAAACCCCCGAAAAGGACGAGCCCGAGCAACCGGCUCUCAAGCGCCGCCGCUCCGCGUCCACCAACCCCGCGGAAAGCAAACUGCCUCAGAAAAUGCUCUCCAAGAGGAUGGCCGGCAUGAUGGAGGGUCGCGAGAACGUGCCUCCGUCUACAGCUGCCGGUCGUCGCUACCUCCGAACCCGUCCCUCGGACUAG